AUGACGGGGAUUUCAGCGAAGGAGGCAGAGGAGCCUCAGCAGCAGCAGCAGCAGCAGGAGCAGCAGGAGCAGCAGCAGCAGCAGCAGCAGGAGCAGCAGCAGCAGGAAGAGGAGGAGGAGCAGCAGCAGCAGCAGCAGCUGCAGCAGCAGCUGGAUGAAUUAGAAUGCCUGCUGCAGCAGCAACGAGCAGAAGCAGCAAGACUAAAUGAGGAGGCUCGUUCUAUACGUCAGCAGCAGGGUGUGAAUUGUGCUGCUGCUGCUGCUGCUGCAGCAGCAGUAUUAGCAGCAAGAGAGAAACUGCAGCAGCUAGAGCAGCAGCAGCAGCAGCUGCUGCAGCAGCAAGAAGGAUACAAAGAACCUGACUUUAUUAAAUAUAAACAGCAAUGUGAUAAUUUAAUAAAAAGAAAAUUUUUUGUUGCUCCAGCAUUUGAGAUAUAUGGAGGGUCUGGGGGUUUGUAUGACUUCGGGCCCCCAGGGUGUUUAUUAAAACAACAAGUAGAGAAUCUAUGGCGCUCUCAUUUUGUUGUUGCCGAAGAUAUGCUCGAGAUAUCGGGCCCCUGCUUAACCCCCCAUGUUGUCCUUAAAACUUCAGGGCAUGUAGAUAGAUUUACAGAUUUGAUGGGCAUGUAG
Eimeria mitis is the source of this 630-nucleotide messenger RNA. RefSeq names its product glycyl-tRNA synthetase, putative. NCBI's taxonomy places the organism in Eukaryota, Apicomplexa, Conoidasida, Eucoccidiorida, Eimeriidae. Gene Ontology annotation, cellular component: cytoplasm; mitochondrion. The coding region runs from base 1 to 630 and encodes 209 amino acids. Gene Ontology annotation, biological process: mitochondrial glycyl-tRNA aminoacylation. Gene Ontology annotation, molecular function: glycine-tRNA ligase activity. The transcript is spliced from 4 exons. The record is from RefSeq and is a predicted model, not a curated record.